AUGGUUCAGUCACCUAUGCUUUCGUGUCCGCUGAAGCAGACCAACGAGAUCGAUUGGGUCCAGCCCCUCAAGGAUUACAUCCGACAGACCUAUGGCGAGGACCCCGAGCGCUACGCGCAAGAAUGUAACACCCUCAACCGACUUCGCCAGGAUAUGAGAGGAGCUGGAAAGGAUAGCGCUACCGGCCGUGAUCUGCUGUAUCGAUACUAUGGCCAACUAGAACUCUUGGAUCUACGGUUCCCCGUUGAUGAGAACCAUAUCAAGAUCUCGUUCACAUGGUACGAUGCCUUCACCCAUAAGCCUACUUCACAGUAUUCCCUGGCCUACGAGAAAGCUUCCAUCAUCUUCAAUAUCUCUGCCGUUCUCUCCUGCCAUGCUGCCGAUCAGAAUCGCGCCGAGGAUACUGGGCUCAAGACUGCAUAUCACUCCUUCCAGGCAUCAGCUGGAAUGUUCACCUAUAUCAACGAGAACUUCCUUCAUGCACCCUCGACCGAUCUGAACAGGGAUACCGUCAAGACCCUUAUCCACAUUACACUUGCUCAGGCCCAAGAGGUGUUCCUCGAGAAGCAAAUAGCAGACGGAAAGAAGCCGGGAUUUCUUGCCAAACUAGCCAGCCAAUCCGCCUAUCUCUAUUCUCAGGCUGCGGAGACCUUGCAGGACUUUGUGACUAAGAAUGUCUUUGACAAGGUCUGGUCGGUCGUAGCGCAGGCUAAGACGGCGCAUAUGGGCUCUGUGGCAUCUUACUUCCAGGCGAUUGCAGACAGCGAGAGUAAUUCCCAUGGUAUUGCAAUUGCUCGACUUCAGCUUGCCGACAAACAAUCCGCUACGGCGAUCAGUUGCGCCAAGGGAUUCCCCUCGUCCCCUCCAGCAACAUCCAAUCUCACUGCAGAGUCUGGAAGUACCCUCAUGGAUCAAAUCAAGCAUCACCAUUCAAAUGUUGAGACCCAGCUCGCCUCAAUGACCAAGGACAACGAUUUCAUCUACCACCAGCCAGUCCCAAGCGAGGCUGGGCUCUCGCCAGUAGCCAAGCUGCCAGCUGCCAAGGCAAUUCCAGUCAGCGAGUUAUACCAAGGACAGGAUAUCCAGCGGAUUAUUGGCCCUGAUAUAUUCCAGAAACUCGUACCCAUGGCCAUUACAGAGAGUGCUAGCUUGUACGACGAAGAGAAGGCCAAGCUGAUUCGUGCUGAAACCGAAAAGGUGGAAACCGCCAACGGCGAGAUGGCUGCUAGCCUUGACUAUUUGAAACUUCCUGGUAGUCUUAACAUUUUGAAAGGCGGCAUGGACCAAGAGAUGACCGUGGAUGAAGAUUUCCGUCGUUGGUGCUCGGAGCUUGGUGGGCAUAAGCCAUUCAAUAAAGCCCUCGAUGAGUUGCAGGACCGGAAAGCAGAGGUCCAAGCUGCGCUGGAUGGAUGUUCCAAACAACUCGACCUGGAAGAGAGCGUUUGUGAGAAGAUGCGAUCCAAGUAUGGGGGUGAUUGGAGCCAACAACCCAGCGGCCGUCUCAACACUACGCUUCGAGGGGACGUUCGCGCCUACCGGGAUACGAUCAGCGAAGCCAGUGCUAGUGACACUCAGCUUUCAGCCACAUUCCGGCAAUACGAGAGUGACUUCGAUCAGAUGCGUUCCGCUGGAGAGACAGAUGAAGCCGAUGUGCUUUUCCAGCGGGCCAUGAUCAAAGCCGGCUCAAAGCAUUCUAAAGGCAAAAAUGGCGUAUCUAGCCCUGCCGAAGGUAGUCUCCUGGAUGAUGUGAACAUUGAGGGCGGCAUGUCUGUAUCGGAUCAAAUUAACAAGGUUGAGGAGAUCUUGAAGAAGCUCAAUCUUGUCAAGCGUGAACGCUCUCAAGUACUGAAGGAUCUGAAAGAAAAGGUUCACAAUGAUGACAUCUCAAACGUGUUAAUUUUGAAUAAGAAGUCAAUUGCCGGCCAGGAGACCCAGCUUUUCGAAGCAGAGCUUGAGAAGUUUCGCCCGCAUCAAAAUCGCCUCCUACAGGCCAACCACAAACAGUCUUCACUGAUGAAGGAGUUGACAAAGAUCUACGCCGAUUUACUCCAAGACAAGCGAGUCCAGUCCGAGCAGUCAAAAUAUGAGGGCAUUACUCGGCAACGGAAUUCUGUCAUGGCACGUUACAAGAAGAUCUAUGAGGCCUACAAUGGUCUUUCAUCUGGUGUUGUCCAGGCACGGACCUUCUACAAGGAAAUGGGCGAGAAUGCCGAUAGCCUGCGCAAGAACGUCGAGACCUUUAUCAGCAACCGCCGGUCCGAAGGUGCACAACUCUUGAGCCAGAUUGAGCGAGACAAGGCAAGCGGUGUUUCGGAGCAGGAGGACCGCGAGCGAGAAAAGCUUCGACAGCUGAUGGAACGCCUCUCUACGGAGCCUAAAACAUCGUCGACCUCGCCUUCCACUGGAUCCGCGGGGGCUCCCCCAGCUCCAUCUAAAAUCAAGUCGCCUCCGCCGCCAGUCCAUGCACCUUCGUAUUCAGCAACUGGUCCGUCUCCCCAGAUGUCCCCACGCUAUCCGCCCACCAUGCCUGGGGCACCUGGUGCUCCUCUCUCGCAUUCACCGGCACCUUACGGUCAAUACAUGAGCGCGAAUUCCGGAUACAUGUCUGGUCAGCCAUUCCAACAGGGAGCUGCCGCGCCUCUCUCCGAAGGAUAUAACCCCAUGGCAUACCCGUAUCAGACACCUGUCUCGCCGCCUCCGAACCAACAAUACUUCUCUCAAACUCCUACCCCAUACAGCGGCUACACCAGCGCCAGUCCAGCUCCCUCUGCUGCAGUAGCCACUCCACAACAGCAUUACAUGGCUCCCCAGGGCUACAUCCCCCCUCCACCUCCCCCUCGUCCACAGCAACCCAGCUACCCCCCUUCGGCUGGUGGAGUCUACCCAUCCGGGCCUGGCGGUUACUCGCAGGCCCGGCCAUACGGCCACCAAAAGGCGCCUUCCCAAUCUCAGCCACCAUCCGCAUCGAAUGACCCGUGGGCAGGACUAAAUGCGUGGAAAUGA
Messenger RNA from Penicillium manginii, 3003 nucleotides. It is a transcript of the gene bro1, whose product is annotated as putative signal transduction protein BroA. Gene Ontology annotation, cellular component: endosome. Gene Ontology annotation, biological process: protein transport to vacuole involved in ubiquitin-dependent protein catabolic process via the multivesicular body sorting pathway. The coding region runs from base 1 to 3003 and encodes 1000 amino acids. Lineage: Eukaryota; Fungi; Ascomycota; Eurotiomycetes; Eurotiales; Aspergillaceae. The record is from RefSeq and is a predicted model, not a curated record. Gene Ontology annotation, molecular function: protein binding. The transcript has 3 exons.